Messenger RNA from Capsella rubella, 596 nucleotides. RefSeq lists its product as uncharacterized. NCBI's taxonomy places the organism in Eukaryota, Viridiplantae, Streptophyta, Magnoliopsida, Brassicales, Brassicaceae. The record is from RefSeq and is a predicted model, not a curated record. The coding region runs from base 101 to 421 and encodes 106 amino acids. The transcript has a single exon.
UAUUUCAUUAAUUUCCUUUUUUUUUUUUAAGACAAACACAGACGACGACCCGACUCUUCAUUGUUUGGGUUCAGACCAGACCAUAACUCAAAUCUCCACCAUGGAGAAUUAUUACAAAGAAAUGGAACCGCCAGCCGCUGGGAACCGCCGAGACGCAGCUUCGGUGAAAGGUCACAGCGUGAGUUUCGACGAUUCAACCGCCGAUCAGAGUCAGACGAACGAUUACCAGUUGAAGAUAAAGAAAAGCAAAAGCGUGCCGAACGCGGAUCGUGCGGCGUCUAGGAGCUGGAGUUUCAGCGAUCCAGAAUCGCGGAGGAAGAGAAGAGUCGCCGGCUAUAAAGUUUAUUCCGUUGAACAGAAGAUGAAGGGUUCCAUUAGAAAGAGCUUCAAAUGGUUCAAAGACAUCAUCGGUAUUUCUUGAUAUCUAUCUUUCUAUGAAUCUUUCUCUCUCUCUCUAUAUAUGUUUCCUCUGAAUGAAUCUCUUCUUCGAUCGUUCGUGCUGAGUGUUUAUAUAUCUCUCUGUAACAAAUACAGGAAACAACACAAAAUUUGAUAUUUUCUUCCUUCUUGUUGCAAUUAUAUCAAGAUUUGUAGUA